Molecule: messenger RNA, 315 nt
Organism: Kuraishia capsulata CBS 1993
Lineage: Eukaryota; Fungi; Ascomycota; Pichiomycetes; Pichiales; Pichiaceae
Exons: 1
Coding region: 1-315 (104 amino acids)
Source: RefSeq, a predicted model, not a curated record
AUGGUACCAAGAUCAAUACUCUCUAUAAACACUGCAUCCAGAUGCUGGCUGCCUGCAAGCAGAUCCCGGCAGUUUGCAGUUGUUUCGAAUCCCAUGUCCGCUCACAUAUAUCACAAGGUGCAAUAUGAUUACCAGUCGACCACUCCAACAGUUCACAACAAUGGUGGUCAGGGAACCGUGGAAAGCUCUACCAUGACGUAUGUGGAAAAUGCUUCUCUCAGUGCUAGCUCACCGGAGGCCCAGAAGCAUGAGACCUUCCAGCCGAUCGUGAGCAGUGACUCACCUGUUUCUGGGGACGAGCACCAAAAGGUUUAG